AUGUCCACCAAAAAUUCGCUGAUCAAACUUAUAGUGGGGGCCGGCCAGGCCGCGCCAACACCGCCAGUCGGCCCAGCGCUUGGUUCCAAGGGUGUCAAGGCUAUUGAUUUCUGCAAAGAGUUCAAUGCAAGAACGGCUCAUUUCCAGCCAGGAAUACCUAUCCCAGUCAAAGUCACUGUCAAACCCGACCGGUCUUUCACAUUCGAUAUUAAAACUCCAACUACCGCAUGGUUGCUCAUGCAAGCAGCUGGAAUAGAGAAAGGACAGCCAGGACUCAAGAAGUCCCCUAUCAAGUUGAGUCUCAAACACAUUUACGAAAUCGCCAAAAUUAAGCAGAAAGACGAGCAGCUGAAAGAUGUGCCUCUACAGUAUAUUUGCAAGAGUGUUGUGGAAACAGCAAAGUCCAUUGGUGUCCACAUUGUCCCGUGA
This is a messenger RNA of Ogataea angusta, 429 nucleotides long. RefSeq lists its product as uncharacterized. Gene Ontology annotation, cellular component: ribosome; mitochondrial large ribosomal subunit. Gene Ontology annotation, molecular function: structural constituent of ribosome; large ribosomal subunit rRNA binding. Lineage: Eukaryota; Fungi; Ascomycota; Pichiomycetes; Pichiales; Pichiaceae. Bases 1 to 429 code for a protein of 142 amino acids. Gene Ontology annotation, biological process: translation. The record is from RefSeq and is a predicted model, not a curated record. The transcript has a single exon.